This is a messenger RNA of Fusarium proliferatum ET1, 843 nucleotides long. RefSeq lists its product as uncharacterized. Lineage: Eukaryota; Fungi; Ascomycota; Sordariomycetes; Hypocreales; Nectriaceae. The coding region runs from base 1 to 843 and encodes 280 amino acids. The record is from RefSeq and is a predicted model, not a curated record. The transcript is spliced from 2 exons.
AUGUCACCCGAUGCUAUCAGGGCGACUCUUGCGCAAUGGGACUUCUCUGUAGCUUCACAAGGUUUUCGUCGUCGCGAAUCGGUUGUGUCUCCUCUAGAUCAACACCUUCCCCGGAUCUCGAGCAACCCAUCUCUUCGAACGGAGUCCUCAUCUCAACCGAUGGAGACUGAUGACCCAGCAGAAGACUACUUCCCACGCUUCAGCUCUUCUAUUGGGAACUCAUUCUUGAGACCUGGUACACGAUGGCCGUCACUUAUGUCCACAAAUGCAGAUGAAGAGAUUCUCAAUGUCACUCGUCAAACGAUUCCAGGUCAUAAUCUUCUUCCUUUUCCGAACACCCAGGCUGCAUCUGAUCUCGGAAUCCUCAACUUCUAUGUUGAAGAGCCAGACACAGUCUACCUCGAAGUCAGGUUUCCCAACAUGCAACCCAUCAUACUCAGAGAGGAGAACGUACAAAGGAUCAACGAGCCAGCCGUCAUCAAUUUCUGGCGCCUCUCUGGAAGUCGAGAGUAUGCUACAGGCAUAGGAAAGCGUCACGUAUUUUGUAUUCUCGGCUAUCGCGUUUUAUAUCUCCCGAACGGUGGAGAACGAGAGGAACAUUGGAUUCAUUGGACAGGAUACCGCGCAUCUGAAGCAUCGUGGGUUGAAUCUGACUUCGUCCGACGUGUUGCACCUGAGAUGGUCCGGGCCUUCAACUCCGAGCGCCGACUUUCUUGCUACAGAGACUCUACUGGGGAGAUGUUUAUCACCAAGACUGCACCGCGCUGUUAUGAAAUGGCCAACAUGGUGAGCUGUAAUGGUUGUUUACGCUGUGGAGGCGGAUGCAACCGUGGUCAUAUUUAA